This is a messenger RNA of Menidia menidia (Atlantic silverside), 1449 nucleotides long. The record is from the annotation of a GenBank genome assembly. Lineage: Eukaryota; Metazoa; Chordata; Actinopteri; Atheriniformes; Atherinopsidae.
GAACUUGUUUUUUCGACCAUGGAGAAUGUGGUAAUAUUUGACUCACCUGGGAAAGGGAGAGGUUUGAAGGCUACCAAAGAGUUUUGGGCUGGAGACGUCAUUUUCUCUGAGGCCAGUCUUGCAGCUGUUGUCUUUGACAGUUUCGCAGACCGCAUCUGUCACAGCUGCUUCCGCAGACAAGAAAAGCUCCAGAGGUGCGGCCAGUGCAAAUUUGCUCAUUACUGUGACCGAACUUGCCAGCGUGCUGGCUGGGCUGAACACAAGCAAGAAUGCAGCGCCAUCAAAGCUUAUGGAAAAGUACCAAAUGAGAACAUCCGACUUGUUGCUCGCCUCCUAUGGCGCCUAAACAAGGAUGGGAGCAUGGUUUCUGACACACAGCUGACCACUCUCGAGGAACUGGAGGACCACAUUAAUGACAUGCAGGAAGAUGAACUAAAGGAGUUCAAAGUGGACAUCCACAACUUCCUGGACUACUGGCCCAGAACGAGCAAGCAGCACACGAUUGAUGUCAUCUCACACAUAUUUGGAGUGAUCAACUGUAAUGGCUUUAGUGUGAGUGACCAAAGGGGUCUACAGGCAGUAGGAGUCGGCCUUUUUCCAAAUUUAUGCCUGGUGAACCACGACUGCUGGCCAAACAGCACUGUGGUCCUCAACCACGGAAAGAUUGAGAUCCGCGCUCUGGGAAAGAUCGAAGAGGGAGAGGAGCUCACAGUCAGUUAUGUGGACUUCUUGAAUUUGUCAGAGGAGCGACAGAGGCUUCUGAAAACACAAUAUUUUUUCGACUGCACGUGUGAACACUGCAAGAACAAAAUCAAGGAUGAUCUGAAGAUGGGGGGAAGGGAAGUGGAUGGAGUCAAGCCUCCAGAGGAGCAGGUUAAAGAGGCCACAGACUAUUGUUUUGAAAUGAUGGAGAAGAUGGAAAAGGCCAGAUUAAAUGGUGACUACCAUGAGGUUGUGAAAAUUUGCAAUGAGUGCAUCGAGAGGACAGAACCAGUCUUAGCUGACUCUCACAUCUACCUGCUGAGGAUAUGGAGCACCAUGAGUGAAGUGAAAGCGUACCUGCAGUAUUUUGAUGAAGCUGCAGAUUAUGCCCGCAAAAUGGUGGAGGGAUACAUGAAGUUGUACCACCCAAACAAUGCUGCUCUUGGUAUGGCUGCCAUGAGAGCAGGAGUCACACAUUGGCAGGCUGGGCAGAUAGAGGUAGGACAUGGGAUGAUCUGCAAGGCCUACGCCAUCCUGAUGGUCACCCAUGGCCCCACACAUCCCAUCACCAAGGACCUUGAGGCAAUGCGUGUGCAGACAGAAAUGGAACUGAGGAUGUUCAAGCAGAAUGAAUACGUCUACCACAGCAUGAGAGAAGCGGCUCUGAAAAAUAAACCGAUGACCAUGAUGCAUGAACCCAAGUCUGUGGAGGAAGGGAUCAAGAACCUCUUCCACCGGCGGAAGUAG